This is a messenger RNA of Aedes aegypti (yellow fever mosquito), 2589 nucleotides long. RefSeq names its product anaphase-promoting complex subunit 2 (gene morula). Gene Ontology annotation, cellular component: anaphase-promoting complex. The record is from RefSeq and is a predicted model, not a curated record. The transcript has 3 exons. Gene Ontology annotation, biological process: ubiquitin-dependent protein catabolic process. Gene Ontology annotation, molecular function: ubiquitin protein ligase binding. NCBI's taxonomy places the organism in Eukaryota, Metazoa, Arthropoda, Insecta, Diptera, Culicidae. Bases 186 to 2546 code for a protein of 786 amino acids.
CGAUUCCUGUUUGGAUAACAUCAGUUUGUCGAAGUUGUCGCAAGUUUUUUAUAAAAUUUAUCGGAUCUGUUAUGGAUUUUUGAUAAAAGCGUUGAAGUGCAACUAAACUUUUGAAUUUUGAGCAGUGCCUGGGAACUUAUGUAAAACGUGUUCAAAUAACUGAAAACUGAAUAAAAAUUUCAAACAUGCUCAAUGAAAAUAUAUGCGUUGCGUUGUACAACACCUUCCCUGUUCUGCAGGAUAAACUCACUAUCGUACAGGUCAACAAUGAGCAAAUUUCCCAGCUAUCGGUUCAUCUGAAUAGGCUAGGAAACCUUUCGAUAAUCUAUGAAACAAUUUUCUUCAAAAUUGAUCGGAUGCUGCGCAGAGAAACGGUACCGAGAUUUUGGCGCCAUUUUCAAGGGCAGACCUCGGAAUCGAAUCCCGAGGGUCAACCGACGAGACAUCUGCACUUUUUUCGCUUUCAACGAGCCGUCAAUGAGCUGUAUCAACAUUUUGGGGGCUAUUACCUGCAGUUGAAGCGUCUGCAGAAGCUAAAGCAAGGAUCGUCACUUCCUGUUGACGUGGUCAAGAAACCGAGCGAUUUGAGCGAGUUCAAUCGAAUGUUUAGGUGUGCUCUCCUGUCGCAACUUCCGACCGAUUUCAACGACUUGGUUUACGAGUUCUACAGCAUCGCGUUCAAGGUGUUUGCCUUGACCCAUGCGGAAGGUGAUGAUUCCAUGGAAGUUCCGGACUCGUUCCAAUGCACCGCCUGCGGUUUGGAAUCGGCUUACUGCCAGUGUCAAAGCCUGGCCAAUGCGUUUACCAGCACGAAUCAACAGCUGGCCACGAUGGGUCUGUUGGAUAAGAUUGCUGGGUUCACACUGACGGCGUUGAUCCAGGAGAGAAUCGACGCCAAGAUAGGGGAAACUAAGGAGAAUUUUUCUGUAUCCCACAUGGAAUCGUUGGAGCGAUGGUUGAACACAGUGGUAUUGCAAUGGUUGACGAGAAUCUACAAUCGGGGAUCAUUGUCCAUAGGGACAAGCGAUGAGAAAAUUCAAGAAGCUAUUCGCAACUUUCAGACAAAGUUGAGUUUCUAUUUGUAUGAGAACUAUGCGAAUAUGAUUAUAGACCAAUUUUUCGGAAUAAUCAUAGACUUUCCGAUGUCUCAAGCCGCCAUCGAUGAUUUGAAGCUCUGCUUUGAAAAAAUCGAUUUGAAGAGUCACUUGGUGAAGACAAUGAAGUACACCUUGGAGAAUAAGCUUCUGCAUCCAGGAGUUGAUACUCCGGAUAUUUUGACUGGCUAUGUGACUGCAAUCAAAGCUCUUAGGCAUUUGGAUCACACCGGUGUGCUUCUGCAGACGAUAACAGAACCUGUCAAAGAGUACCUUAGAAGUCGACCAGAUACAGUUCGAUGUGUGGUCACUGGUUUGACGGAAGAAGGAUGUUCGGAUCUGUCGGAGGAGCUUGCGAAAAGUGAACACGUUAAGGCCAAAGAGAACGGCCACGAGAAAUUAGAGCUAACUGAUUGGGAGAAUUGGAAUCCUGAUCCAGUGAAUGCGGAUGUGGUCGUAGCGAAAGAUGCUCGAUCGGGAAGGCCUUCGGAUAUAAUUUCAAUGGUGGUGGAUAUUUACGGUAGUAAGGAGUUGUUCGUGAAUGAAUACCGUAAUCUGCUAGCGGAAAGAUUGUUAUCUCAGUUGGAUGCUAAUCCGGAAAAAGAAAUACGAAACUUGGAACUCCUGAAACUUCGCUUUGGCGAUACAAUGCUGCACAGUUGCGAAGUUAUGUUGAAAGACAUGAACGAUUCCAAAAGAAUUAACACAUACAUACUUUCUGAAGAAUCAGGUUUCGUUCAAGAGAGGCCCUUUGAUCUGUCUGCCUUAGUGGUUUCUUCUCAGUUUUGGCCAACAUUCAAAAAGGAAACUAUGGAGUUGCCUCCGGCCAUUAAGGAAAUGUUCGAUCAAUACACAAAAGCGUUUGAAUCAUUCAAAGAUAAUCGUACGCUCCAUUGGACACCGCUAAACGGGAAGGUCGUCAUUGAACUUGAAUUGGAUGGGAAAACGACCGAAAUGCAAGUGACUCCAGCGCAAGCCACCAUUGCCAUUCAUUUCAGCGAACAAAACGAAUGGGAUCUGGACAGAUUGGGGCAGAAAAUGAAUAUGCCUCCAUCGAUUCUACGUAAGCGGUUAGUAUUUUGGCAAUCUCAAGGUUUGAUUCGAGAGUCCCGGGAGAAUUAUUUCGUACUGAAUGAUCGCCACAACAAAACGGAAGCAGCAGAAGAACUACAAACCCAACCACCGGAAAUGUGCGAGGAUGAGGAAACGGAAAGCGCAAUGGAAUCCGCGAGCGACCAACGGGAAGAGGAACUGCAGGUCUUUUGGUCAUAUAUCGAAGCAAUGCUUACGAAUCUGGAUUCGCUGCCGCUGGAGCGCAUACAUCAAAUGUUGAAAAUGUUUGCCUCACAGGUGGAAUUUACUCCGGAGGAGUUGAAAAACAUUCUACAGAGAAAAGUUCGGGAGCACAAGCUGGUCUACGUUAGUGGAGUGUAUCAGCUACCCAAGGCGUAGGAUUAGGAAUGAAUAAACACAUUUUCCAGGCUACAAAAAGGCA